Messenger RNA from Clavispora lusitaniae ATCC 42720, 885 nucleotides. Lineage: Eukaryota; Fungi; Ascomycota; Pichiomycetes; Serinales; Metschnikowiaceae. The record is from RefSeq and is a predicted model, not a curated record.
AUGUUUCUCAUUGCGUUAUAUGUGGGCAUGAUCAGAAGUAACAUUUUACGUCCGGGUGUACUUUUCUUUAUCAAAAGUCCUGAGGACCCAAACGCGAGACUUAUUCAUGAUGCAGUGGUCAAACCAUUUUUGUUACAGGUACUGAGAAUUUUUUUGAGUGCUAAAGUAUACACUGCAUUUAUUGUUCUCGGUAUUGGAAGCACCACAUGGGGUCUCCGGUUUUUAGUAAGCCCACCAAGUGCUGAGAAGGCAGUACUUUUCCCAAUUCGCUUGCAAGAUGUGGCAAUGAUCUUUGUGCCCUUAUCCCUUGGGCAUAAAAUCAAACCCCUACUUGCUAACCGUUGGAAUGAUUUUUGGAAAUGGUCAUUCUCCAUGUUGUGCAGUCGUCUCAGGCUCUCCCAUUUCUUACUAGGAGUGCCAAUUCCUGAGGAAAGAGGACAUGUGUUGUACAGAAAUAUACUUCAAACCUUUUUGGGUUUGGCUGUGCCAGAUUUCUCGAGACCUUUAAGUUAUUCGGAAGCUAUGCGAGUAUUUCAAGAGCAUCCUGAUGUCAAGGCUUGUUUUGUCCCCGACGGGAACUUUAUUCGUGCUCCUGGAAGUGACGAUAACUCGCACAAAUUUUUACGGAGCCUUUUUGUUCCGGUCACAAAGUCUGACCAGCUUUUAUCACCAGCAGAGGAGGUCCUAACUGAUGAAGAAACAGACUGGUGGGACGAAGAUAUCCCAAUACGAAGACACUUAUACGGUCGUAUACACCCCACCAUACCUCAAGAUGAGAUGUAUCGUCUUGGUUAUUAUGGUUUGCCUUUUCGGCGCACUUCUCUCAGUGUUCUUAGGUACCAUUGCUCUAUUGUUGGGCAGGCCGGUUGUAGUUGUUGCAACUAA